UUUUUUUUUUAUGAUGGAAAAGACAACAUUUAUAAUGAGCAAGGAGGAAUCGUAUACGAUCCGAUGGAGGAUGUUCUUACACAAAUUGAUGAUCCGGAUGUAAUUCUUGAAACAAUUACUAGUCAGAAAACCUAUUUAAGUGUUAAGCGCCCGGAGAAAACUGUUGAAGAGUCUUCUCCUAAAAAUCAACCGAAGGCUAUAGUACCAGAUUCGGAUAGAUCAUACAAAAACUAUAGCGAAUUUACCAGAGAGAUGUUUAUAGAUCGUAUGAUUGAAAAGCCUGAAGAACGUGGGUUGGUCGCCAAGGUUGCAAGUGACCUAAAUAUCAAUUAUCGCACGGCAUUAAGAUGGUGGAAUAGUUAUAAAGAAACAGAAGAGAUCCCAUAUAAAUAA
Gilbertella persicaria is the source of this 393-nucleotide messenger RNA. RefSeq lists its product as uncharacterized. NCBI's taxonomy places the organism in Eukaryota, Fungi, Mucoromycota, Mucoromycetes, Mucorales, Choanephoraceae. The record is from RefSeq and is a predicted model, not a curated record. The transcript has a single exon. The annotation marks the transcript as partial.